AUGACCGACACAACACCCACCAACGGACCCGACGCGCUGGACGAGACCCUCAAGCGCCUCUCGAACAAACCUGGCGUUAAGGCGACCGUCAUCCUCGACCGAAUCACGGGUGCGAUACUACGAACGAGCGGUCAGCUGUCGUCUUUCAACGCAGCAACGCUACAGACUUCCGGAGGAGGUUCCUUCUCGGGCGAGGGCGCCGCCGCGCAGCAGCAGCAGAACGGUGAGGAGCAACCGCAGGGCCUGGAGGACUUUGCCGCAAAGGUCUGGAACUGGGUGAAUGCGUCGGGCGCCCUGGUGUUAGAUCUAGAUACCGAGGUAAGAAGAGGGAUCCGGUCCCGUAGGCAGACUGCGGAGCGAGUCUUUACCCCUGAACGAAGUGCCGGGACUGACCAUCGGGAACAGGAUGAGCUGAAGCUACUGAGACUACGAACGAAGAAACAGGAGCUAGUCAUUGUACCGGAUCCGAAGUACCUACUCAUCGUGGUACAUGACACACCGCCGGCUUGA
Colletotrichum godetiae is the source of this 510-nucleotide messenger RNA. RefSeq lists its product as uncharacterized. Bases 1 to 510 code for a protein of 169 amino acids. The transcript is spliced from 2 exons. Gene Ontology annotation, biological process: microtubule-based movement. Gene Ontology annotation, cellular component: cytoplasmic dynein complex; cytoplasm. Gene Ontology annotation, molecular function: dynein intermediate chain binding. Lineage: Eukaryota; Fungi; Ascomycota; Sordariomycetes; Glomerellales; Glomerellaceae. The record is from RefSeq and is a predicted model, not a curated record.